UUUAACUUAGCUGUCGAAGGCAUCCGGUUGUGCAUUCUCCCCGCGGAUCAUCGUUACGAUCACACUUAUCUAUAGUCACAUUGUAGUCUCGUGAGAUCGAUUAAGAUAAUUAAUAAGGGAAAGGCUCGAAAGUAUCGCGCAUCACGAUGGAGGCGAUUAAGAAGAAAAUCGCGGCACUGAAGAUGGAGAUGGAUGCUGCGAAUGAAAAGGUCGAAGUUAAUGAAACGAAAGCGAAACAAGAGGAUAUAAGAGCCGACAGGCUAAACGAUGAUCUUAGGGAUCUACAGAAAAGAUUGAGCCAAUUGGAACGCGAUUACAGUGUCACAAAAACUAACUUGGAACAGUCGACCGCCGAUCUGGAGCAGUGCGAAAAAUCUUGGUCCAAAGCAGAACAAGAUCGUACUAUUUUGACGAAGAAAGUACAGGAGAUCGAAGCCACUUCACAAAAAGAGGAAUUACGUCUUUCCGCUCAGACAAAACUGGCACGUGCAACUGAACUCGCCGAUGAUGCGCAAAGAAUGUGUAACGUCCUGACGGAGCGAAGUCGUUUGGACGAAGAACGGACGGAAAAAUUAAUGUCAGAGCUGAAGGAUGUUAGAUUGAUUGCUGAAGACGCUGAUUCGAAAUCCGAUGAAAUAGCUAAGAAAUUGCAGUUUGUGGAAGAGGAAUUAGAAGCUGCUGAAGAGAGAGUAAAAACUAGCGAAGCCAAAAUUAUAGAACGCGAGGAUGAACUCUUCAUCGUACAAAAUAUCGUGAAGUCUCUCGAAGUAUCUGAGGAGAAGGCGAAUCAACGAGUAAAAGAUUUUAAAGUACAAUUGAAAUCCUUGAAGAAGAAACUGAAGGAGGCGGAGAAGCGCGCGAUCAAUGCCGAAAGAACGGUCAAGACCUUAUUAAAGGAAGUAGACAUGAAGGAAGAUGAGCUUAGGGAAGAGAAGGAAAAAUACAAGGCAGUCUGCGAUGAUAUGGAUGCGACGUUCGCCGAGAUGACAGGAUAUUAAAAUUCUGCGAACGAACUUGAUUUUGAUUUUCGCUGUUACUCUUAUGCUUUUUUCGUUUACUCGUUAUCAUCAUAACAUAAACAUCUCAUUAUUUUGAUCCGCUAGGCUUAAAAAAUAUUGCGCAACAUUGAUUUAUUUUAUCAUUUAAAUUGCCAUAAGCGAAAUAAUUAGAGAUAAUCUGUUUCGUACAAUAAUCCACUGAUAUAAAUAAGGCAUACCAAUAUCGUUUGCUAUUAUAAUUGCUUCGCUUUGUGCAAUGCCUUGCCAACUGGUUCAUGGUCGCUCAUAGUCUGUGUCGAUUGAAGAUUGAUGAUUUUAUCUAUUUUUUUCUUUCAGAGGCGUUGGAGGGAAUUAUUUUCGUCCAUUACGCGUGAAUGAAAAUUGAUGAUAUUGCGUAUC
This is a messenger RNA of Nylanderia fulva, 1397 nucleotides long. Its product is annotated as tropomyosin. The record is from RefSeq and is a predicted model, not a curated record. Lineage: Eukaryota; Metazoa; Arthropoda; Insecta; Hymenoptera; Formicidae.